GUAUUUAUAAGUGCCCAUUACUUCGUAGACCAAUUCGAAUAAUUCAAGAGCAAGAAUAUCCUACUCUACUAAUCAUCAACGAAUAUGGCCGACAAUAAGCCCACGCUCCACCACUUAGAGGACUCUCAAUCUCAUCUAAUACUAUGGCUACUCGAGGAAAUGGGCAUCGAGUACAACCUCGUACUCCAUAACCGCGUAAACAAGCGCUCGCCUCCCGCCUUACACGCGCUCCACCCCCUCGGCAAAUCGCCAACGCUAGUCACGCCCUCGGGCCGUCUGAUCACGGAGCGCAGCGCCAUCGCCCUUUGGCUCAUCAACACGUACGACGCAGGCGCGCCGUUCCGACUACCCCCGCCCCCGGCCUCGUCUCCCGAUGACGACGCCGUGCGCGAGGAGCAGUUGAUUUCUCUAGGCGGCGCCACUCUCAACCCCCUGCUGCUCCUCAAGCUAGUAUUCGGACAGCUGGUCGCGCAGACGCCUUUUUUCGUGCGCCCGUUUGUCCGCGCCAUUCGCUACUUUCUUGACCGUGCUUUCUUGGAAGCGGAGUUAGUUACGGUGUUUGGGUUUCUGGACGCGCAGCUGGAGGAUAAGAAAGACGAUGGGGAGGAUGGGAAGAGUACUACGCGCGCCUUCUUCAUGGGUACAGAGGCGCCGACGCGCACGGACUUCACGCUCAUGUGGUAUGUCGACUGGGCGUUCCAGUCGAAGUGGGUGGAUUUUGAGAAGUACCCCCGCGUCAAGGAGUGGCAUGCUAGGUGCACUAGUAGGCCGGCGUGGAAGAGGGCGCUGGAGAAGGGGAAUGGGUACGAUGUGGGUAAUUAGAGAUUACGUAUAAGGCUCUGUUGCGAGUCUGAGUAUAUGAUGGAGUUAAACGCGUGGAUGAUGAAGUUACGAAUCUCAACUCCGGCUUGGAAAGGCGUAAACUGGUGUAAAGGAAUGCUUAGUACAGGAUAUGUGUAUAGGGGUUGAAUGAGGCGGGUUUGAGCAGAACAGAUCCUCCGCUAUACUGCACAUAAAGUAAUAACUACUUGCAAUAUAACUAGUCGAUACCAAACCAAGGAUACUCCAAUAUUAGCAUCCUGUUGGAAACUUUCAGUUCAGAAAAUAUAAUGG
Messenger RNA from Daldinia loculata, 1113 nucleotides. RefSeq lists its product as uncharacterized. Bases 85 to 822 code for a protein of 245 amino acids. The transcript has 2 exons. Lineage: Eukaryota; Fungi; Ascomycota; Sordariomycetes; Xylariales; Hypoxylaceae. The record is from RefSeq and is a predicted model, not a curated record.